AGUCAAUAUACCCUUAUAUCAUGUCCUCGUUCCCCAGGCAUCUUGCUGAACUCUUUCUCAUUGUUAUUCGACAUCGUCCUUUGUUGCAACCACGUUCGUUUAUUGGCUCGAGAGUCGGAGACCCUCGCCGUCCAUUCUUUAUUCGCUGUGCGAAGUUGUCGUACAUCCAGUCCUUUGUCAAAGUCAUUCUUUUAUAGCAUUCAGCAGUCGAUCGUUUCCGGAAUCUCGACUUCGAUUCCUCCUCAGCCUCAGCCGCACCAGCACGCAAAAUGUCUGUUCUUCUCACUACAGGCCUUGUGGCCGCUCUUGCUGCCUCGCCGGUGGCAGCCUUCUGGCGGCUACCGUGCAAAUCCCCCAUUGUCGUUGAGCGUGCCGACCCUAUUGUUAGCCCCGGUGUUGUGUCUGGCCACUUGCACACGAUCAUGGGAGGAAAUGGGUUUGAUUUCACCAUGGACUACAACUCAACCCAGCGGUCUACUUGUUCUUCUUGCACAGUGACUGGAGAUUUCAGCAACUACUGGAUUCCAGCCCUGUUCUACCAGCACCAAAACGGGACCUUCGAAAGCGUCGACCAAGUCGGUGGUGCCACCGUGUAUUACCUACAGCGGGCUGGCGACGGAGAGACUCUGAAGGCAUUCCCUCCUGGCUUCCGCAUGGUUGCCGGAAAUCCUUUCAAGCGAACUGGAGGCGAUGAUUUCGCGACCCAGGCCAUCAGCUACAACUGCCUCGAUUACAAUGGUCCAGCCAAGCCAGAAACCCCCAACUUCCCCAACUACAACUGCCCCGAUGGGCUUCGAUCCCAAGUCUUCUUCCCAUCUUGCUGGAAUGGAAAGGACUUGGAUUCUCCAGAUCAUAGCUCUCACGUCUCUUAUCCCGCCAAUUCCUACAACUCUGGUCCAUGCCCAGCCGAUUUUCCAGUUCAUCUCAUCUCCAUCUUCUACGAAGUCAUCUGGGACACUGGCAAAUUCGCCGACCAGUGGUAUGGGAACGAACAGCCCUUCGUCUGGUCCAUGGGUGACCCUACCGGUUAUGGUGGCCAUGGUGAUUUCGUCAUGGGCUGGGACCCAGAUUUGCUCCAGUCCGCCGUUGAUCGAUGCACCAACGACAGUGGCCGUGUUGAGGACUGCCCGGUUUUUGACCUCAUCCCUGACGCUCAGGCUGAAGGUUGCCGUAUCGAACCUGAAGUCGACGAGCAAGUUAGCGGUCUGCUUUCAGCCUUGCCCGGCUGCAACCCCGUUCAACCUGGUCCCACGGCGACUCCUCAAUCCGGCUGCGGCGCGACCACCACCAUCACUCCCUCUAACGCAACCUUUUUCACCGACCUGACCAGCCAGGGGUGGGCAUAUAUGGGAUGCGGAACCGACAACUACUACAACCGUAUUCUGACCGGCGCGAGCGAGUCCAACGGACAAAUGACCAACGAGAACUGCGUUGCUUUCUGUGAGAGCAAAGGCUUCUCCAUCGCUGGUUCUGAGUAUGCUGAUGAAUGUUAUUGCGGCAACUCCAUUCCCGAUAGCGGCAAGCCUGUUCCUGGCGUUGUCGGAGACUGCACCAUGAGCUGUGCUGGCGACGACUCCGAGUUCUGCGGUGGUUCAGGGACCAUCUCUCUUUACCAGAAAUGCUCCGGCGACUCAUGCACAAACGCUCAGUUCGGUCCCGGUUCCUCAGCCCCCGUCCAGGUUGCCAACCCUCCGCCAGUCGCCUCGUCCUCUUCUGCUUCCGCCCCCGCCUCCGCUGCUCCUUCAUCGACAUCCUCAAGUGGUCCUUACACGGCACCAAGCUCUCCUACAACGCUUGCCACGGUCGCGACCUCCAGCGCCGCGGCCACUCCAGUUUCGCCUGCCGGAACCUCAUCGUCCCUGUCUUCACCUGCUUCUUCCGCGACGCCAUCAACACCCUCUACGCCCUCGGCAUCAAACCCAUCCUGGUCCUACACUGGCUGCUUCACCGACACCGUCAACCCGCGAACCCUCCCGCAAUGGUCCAACUUCAACGGCCCCAACGUGUCCAACGCUGCUUGCGUCUCGUUCUGUGAUUCGCGCGGAUAUACCGUUGCAGGCACCGAGUAUGCCGGGCAAUGUUUCUGUGGAAACGAGAUUACCACUCCAGUGUUGGACGAGGGUAGCUGCAACAUGGCAUGCACUGGCGCAGCAGGGGAGAUGUGUGGAGGACCCGGUGCGCUCAGUGUAUGGACGAAGAGCGGUUCGGGCAGCAAGAAGAUGGCGAAGAGGCAGCUGCUCAACUACAAGCCGUGGAGGAAGAUGAUGAAGUAUUGAGAGCCUUCGUUGCUAUUACUUCUGGGAACUUUCCAUUCAGUGCUGCUUCGAGGGGUGACUGCCACUUUGUCAGUUUCCACCUGUGAGCGGCCUGUCUGCUGUGUGUUGGAUAUUAUCAUUCUUACCAUUCUUCGCUUCUGAUAGUGUAUAUAUUGAUCCUUGUAUUCCAAAUGGACGCUCAAACAUGGGCAUCUGCAGUCUGAGA
Molecule: messenger RNA, 2481 nt
Organism: Cladophialophora immunda
Lineage: Eukaryota; Fungi; Ascomycota; Eurotiomycetes; Chaetothyriales; Herpotrichiellaceae
Exons: 3
Coding region: 270-2276 (668 amino acids)
Source: RefSeq, a predicted model, not a curated record